Brassica rapa (field mustard) is the source of this 6770-nucleotide messenger RNA. RefSeq lists its product as uncharacterized. NCBI's taxonomy places the organism in Eukaryota, Viridiplantae, Streptophyta, Magnoliopsida, Brassicales, Brassicaceae. The record is from RefSeq and is a predicted model, not a curated record.
UCUGAACUUAAUUAGCUUACUAACCAACUGACUCUUAACUUGACUGCUUGUAGGGGAUGGAUUUAACCACCCCACAAGGCCCAAAGAAUAGAAAGGCCUGGCCUGGAUUAGGUAGAGCGACGGCUCGAUCGGUCGGCUCAAGAGUCAGGUCUCUCGGCUUGACUCUAGAGUAAUUUUAGUCGAUCGUCGUCGACUGAAGUAUACUCGGCUCAACGGCUGCUCGGACGCACACGGGCUUUUCGGCCCAGCAGGGGAGGCCCAUCAAGAUGGCGUAAGCUAGGUCAAGGAUGAAGCAUCAGAACGACUAUAUAAAGGAAAGGGGAAACAACGAGAGAAGGAUCCGAAACUCUUGACUAACACUUGGCGGCUAGAUUAGGGUUUUCACCUCUGCUUCAUCUCGCCGUUAAUUGUACUUUUCCGGUAGCUCAUCGAGCCACCGGCUUUCUUUCUGUCGCAUUCUCUUCAUUUCCUUUGUAACCGACUGAACGUUUCUCCGACCAUAAAUAAGACGUCUUUGUUAAACCUACAUCUUCUUUAUUACCGUUUUCCGAUCAAAUAGUUGGCGCCCACCGUGGGGCAACUAGCAAAGUAACGUCAGUACUAUGGUUGUUAACAACGACAGUUCUUCGUCAGGCGAGGAGCGUGAAGCUCUCGAGGUGACGCCGGCUCCAGAGGCGACACCUAUGCCGACACCAGCAACUCCACUACCCCAUCCUGCGUCCAUGAAAACCAUCCUGGCACGCCUCACCCAACAAGAGGCGGCGCAGAAGGCGGCGGUUGACCAAAUCACGGCGAUAGCAAAGAUCCUUGCUCCUCUCGCUGCAAACGCCGAAGCUUCAACGGCGCAGUAUCGUCGACACCUGUUCGCCACAGAACGAACCACCGACGUAGCACCUACGCGGGACAACGACCACCAAAGCGCCGGUAAUGACAUCAACGCACACACCGCGAGCGAACUAUCCGCGUUGAAACAGUCGGUCCUCGACAUCAACUCGAAGAUCCACCAGGUGACGACGUCCGCACCCCAAAUCGAGCAUGUGCUCGGGGAAUCUCUUCGUACACCCUUUAUGCAAAAGGUUACCGGUGUGCGGCUCCAGAAGAUGGAGAAGCUCCGUCUUCCCACCUUCAAAGGUCUCUCCGACCCUUCUACUCACGUCACGUCUUUCAACAUAGCGAUGCGACGCGCAAACCUGACCGACGAAGAAAAAGAUGCCGGCUUUUGCCAACUCUUCGGCGAAACCCUAGAAGGACCGGCCCUCACUUGGUUCACCGGCCUCAGAGAGAACUCCGUCGACUGUUUCCACCACCUCUCGACAGCUUUCCUUAAGAAUUAUAUCAUGUUCACCAACCAGGAAGCGACCUUGUCAGAUUUGUGGAACCUCACUCACGCCAGCGGCCAAAGCCUCCGCGACUUCAUGGAAAAGUUCAAGGCUAUUGUCUCGAAGAUUGAUAUUCCCGAUCAUAUCGCCGUUGAAUCUUUGAUGAACACCUUGCACGUCGACUCCACCUUCCGUCAGGAUCUCUACUGAUACCCGACAAAAUCUGUCUCUGACGCCAUUGCUCGCUCGCACAACUUUAUCCGCAUGGAAGAAGACACAAGAGCGAAGUUUGCAAAAGAAGCGGCACCGAAACAGCGACCAUCCCGAACAAACGAUACCCGCCCCGAGCCCCGCCAGCACUCCUCCGGUGGAAAUACCACUCAGAAGCGAGGCUACGUUAGCUCGGUCGGUGAUGAGGAAUCCCCAAAAUCAGCAGCUGUCACGCGAGAGAAAGGCUGGAACCACUGGGAUCGAGAUUCCGCUCAGAAGCAGUUAAGCUCAUCCAAACCAGCGAGUUCAAACUCCGAGGAGCCAAAAAAAUGGUGCCUCUACCACAAAAGGGAUUCCCAUGAUAUGAAGGAAUGCAAGGUCCUCAUCAGGCAGUUUUUCGACGGAAUCACUAAUGGGACAAUCCAAAUGCCCACCUCCCCUCCGACACCAAAAAACGGCAAAAGCUGGAGCAAGAAUAAGGAGAAGAAGGCACAGAAGUCUCAAAAUAACACGACCCAGAGCGAGGAAAGAGCAAGCCCUGAGCGCACUCCCGUCAACAACGUCGGCCCCACCAACGAUUCGUCAGAAGACGAACAUCCGCGUCGCCGGCGACGAGUGGAAGUCAUACUCUCUCGCCCUUGUGACUCCUCCGAUGACGACAUCCCAACAGCGCAACCAGAUCUGCGCGAUAAACUGAACAGCAAGGACAAGCAGCCUCUCGCUCCCUCGGCAACAGAUGAAGACCUGCGCAUUCUACUGAAGCGAAAGAGCGCCACGAACGAAAAUACAGGAACCGCCGACCUCCGCGCGACCAUCUCAAAAUGCAACGCCCGAAGAAUCGGUCAAAUUGGCGACCUUCGUGACCAGCUCAAUUCGAAAUCCGACGACCUACGAGGCCAACUCAACCGUUCGAAAGGGUCCGAUCUGCGAUGACGUCUCGAAUCAAAGAAGAAACAGCCUGCAGAAACUCCUAAAUUCGAGAACACAACUGACGAUUUGAGGAAGCAACUCGAAUCAAUGCGAGCUACCCGAGCCCUGCAAAUUAACGUCAUAAUGGGCGGAUCACCACCUUGCGGAGACUCAGUUCGAGCCGUCAAAGAUUAUAAACGUCAAGCAACCACCUCUAAGAAGUGGCCCUCUCCAGUCGAAAAUGAUCACCAGAUCACUUUUUCGGCACUAGACACCAAGGGUGUCCACAUGCCACAUAACGAUCCUCUCCUCGUCGACCUUGAUAUCGGUGAAUGCCUAGUCGCAAAAGUCCUUAUCGAUACCGGUAGCUCGGUCGAUCAAAUUUUCCGCGACACACUCGACAAAAUGGGAGUUGAUUUAAGGGAUAUGAAGCCUUCCUCUCGCACGCUCACCGGCUUCAACGGAGCCUCGGAGCAAAUGAUCGGGACAAUUCGUCUUCCAGUAUACGCAGGUGGUACAACCCGCACCGUCAAGUUCUCCGUCAUCCGCGCCAAAGCACCCUAUAAUGCCAUACUCGGAACACCAUGGCUGCAUUCCAUGAAAGCCGUCCCUUUGACUUAUCAUCAAUGCGUCAAGUUUCCCGGAAAAGACGGCAAAACACAGACGAUUCGGGGAGAUCAACAGGCCGCGAGAGAACUGCUGAUCGCUACUGUAAAAAUGCAACAACAAACUUCCCUCGUCAACUCCGUCGGCAAACCGCUCCACAAGAUCUACCCCCAGAAGGAAGAAGUUCGCGAAGUCGCAAUCGACGAGUCCUAUCCAACAAAACUCAUCCGAGUUGGCGUAUACCUGUCCGACGAUAUAUGUUCAAGGAUCAUCUCUUUCAUCAAAGAGAACGCCUCGACGUUCGCCUGGAAGACCUCCGACAUGAAGGGAAUCGACCCCGCAGUUACUUCCCACGAACUGCACGUCGACCCAACAUUCAAACCCAUCCGACAGAAGCGACGGAAACUCGGGCCAGAACGAUCUAAAGCUGUAAACGAAGAAGUCGAUAGGCUCCUCGACGCGGGUUUCAUUACCGAAGUCCGAUACCCCGAGUGGUUGGCUAACCCUGUUGUCGUCAAGAAGAAAAACGGCAAAUGGCGCAUAUGCGUCGAUUUCACGGACCUCAACAAGGCAUGCCCAAAGGACAGUUACCCACUUCCUCAUAUCGAUCGCCUCGUCGAAUCAACUGCUGGUAACGAAUUCCUAACCUUCAUGGACGCUUUCUCGGGAUACAACCAGAUCUUGAUGCAUCCCGACGAUCGCGAGAAGACAGCAUUCAUCACAGACAGAGGGACUUACUGCUACCAGGUGAUGCCCUUCGGGCUAAAGAACGCCAGGGCGACUUAUCAACGACUCGUCAACCGAAUGUUCGCUGAUCAGCUUGGCAACACCAUGGAAGUGUACAUCGACGACAUGUUAGUCAAAUCGCUCAAGGCCGACGAUCACCUAAACAACUUACGCGACUGCUUCAAGAUCUUGAACGACUAUGGGAUGAAGCUCAACCCGGCCAAGUGUACCUUCGGUGUCACUUCGGGAGAAUUCCUCGGCUACAUUGUCACUCAGCGAGGAAUCGAAGCUAACCCCAAGCAGAUCUCGGCGAUCCUCGACCUUCCAAGCCCGAAGAACAGCCGCGAAGUACAGCGACUAACGGGACGCAUAGCAGCUCUCAACAGGUUCAUCUCGCGAUCAACCGAUAAGUGUCUUCCCUUCUACGAGCUACUAAGGGGCAACAAGAGGUUCGUCUGGGACGAAAAAUGCGAGGAUGCGUUCAAUCAACUCAAGCAUUACCUCACAACCCCCCCCCCCCCCCAGUACUAUCAAAGCCAGAAGCCGGCGACACAUUGUCUCUCUACAUAGCCGUCACAUCAUCCGCCGUCAGCAGCGUACUCAUUCGAGAAGAUCGGGGAGAACAGAAACCAAUCUUUUACACAAGUAAAAGAAUGACUGAGCCGGAGACGAGAUACCCAACACUCAAAAAGAUGGCCUUAGCCGUCGUCACCUCGGCCAGAAAACUGCGACCCAACUUUCAGUCGCACACGAUUGAAGUACUGUCCAACCAACCACUCCGAACGGUUAUGCAGAAUACUAACCAAUCAGGACGGUUGACUAAAUGGGCGAUGGAGCUGAGCGAACAUGACAUCGUGUACAAGAAUCUCACAGCAGCAGUCACAGGUCCUCGCCGACUUCUUAAUCGAGUUAACGCCAGAGCUGGAGCAAGAUCUCAUCCUACCAAAUGUAAACUGGAUCCUACACAUCGACGGUUCAUCCACGAGUAAAGGGUCGGAAGCAGGAGUGCAACUGCAAUCACCAACAGGAGAACUCAUCCGGCAAUCAUUCAGUUUUGGUUUUGCGGCGUCGAACAACGAAGCUGAGUACGAAUCCCUCAUCGCAGGACUCCGUCUCGCCAAGGCAGUGAAAGCCAAAAGAAUCAGCGCUUACUGCGACUCUUAACUUGUCGUAAGCCAGUACCUCGGCGAUUACGACGUCCGCAACGAAAGGAUGGACGACUACCUCAAACUCGUCCAAGACCUCAUGCGAGACUUCAAUUUCUUCGAACUCACGAAGGUUCCUCGCGGAGAAAAUGUCUGUGCCGACGCCCUCGCCGCUCUAGGAAGCAAGCUACACGAUCAAGUCAAUAGGACAAUCCCAAUCCACAAAAUCGAGAAACCGAGCAUCGACACGAAGGCAGAGCAGACUGCGAUUGCAGCAGCGAUCACCGAAGCAAUGGACAUCGACGAAGCAGAACCCCCCUCGCAAGAUGAUCAGCCAACAGAUUGGCGCAAAGAACUCAUUGAUUACCUUGCUGAAGGUUUAUUGCCCGACGAGAAAUGGGACGCGCGGCGACUGAAGCGACGUAGCGCACACUACGUCGUCAUGGAUGGGGAACUACACCGAUGGACCGCGACGAAGGUACUACUCAAAUGUAUCGCCGGCGAAGAAACGAGACUUGUCAUGGCCGAAACUCACGAAGGAGCAGCAGGCAAUCACUCGGGCGGGUGAGCUCUCGCAUUAAAAGUAAAGAACCUCGGAUUCUACUGGCCAACCAUGAACGCCGACUGCGAGACAUACGUGCGCAAGUGCGACAAAUGCCAGCGUCACGCCUCCACCAUACAUAGCCCAACGGAGUUCCUUCACACCCUAACUGCUCCAUACCCAUUCAUGCGAUGGGGAAUGGACAUCAUCGUAUCGAUGCCGGCAUCUCGACAAAAGAAAUUCAUCCUGGUCCUCACAGACUACUUCACCAAGUGGGUUGAAGCCGAAGCCUACGCCAGCAUCACCGACAAGGAGGUGCAAAACUUCGUCUGGAAGAACAUAAUCUGCCGACACGGGCUCCCAUAUGAGAUCAUCACAGACAACGGUUCGCAAUUCAUCUCGCAUCAUUUCAAAGGAUUCUGCAACAGAUGGCGAAUUCGACUCAACAUGUCGACCCCGAGAAACCCGCAAAGUAACGGCCAAGCCGAGUCGACGAACAAGACCAUCAUCGACGGUCUGAAGAAACGACUCGACUUAAAGAAAGGUUGCUGGGCAGAUGAACUAGACGGUGUCUUGUGGUCCCACAGAACAACUCCUCUCGGAGCGACGAAGGUUACACCCUUCUCGAUGGCCUACGGCGUCGAGGCAAUGGCUCCCGCAGAAGUGAAUGUGACAAGUCUGCGCCGAUCGCGAAUGCCACAAAACGUCGAACUCAACCGCGACAUGCUGCUCGACGCACUCGACGACAUCGAGGAAAAACGAGACCAAGCAUUACUCCGCAUCCAGAAUUAACAGCAUCAAAUCGAUAGCUACUACAACAAAAAGGUCAAAUCGCGUCCCCUCGAAAUGGGCAACCUUGUCUUAAGAAAAGUAUUCGAAAAUACUAAGGAGUGGAAAGCCGGCAAGCUUGGAGCCAACUGGGAAAGACCAUACAAGAUAGUCGAAGUCAUCAAACCAGGAGUAUACCGCCUCGAGACCUCAACAGGCGAAGCAGUACCGCGAGCUUGGAACUCCAAACAUCUCCGCCUCUUCCAUCCUUAGUCAAGACGAACGCCUUAUCGAGUAAAUGCGCCACUAAGGCCACUUUUACUCGCUCUCUAAAAACGGCGAAAGAACGACCAACGGUCACGUUCUCUCGCCCGCAAAAAAAAAACGAGUAAAUGCGCCUCUAAGGCCACUUUUACUCACAAAAUAAGAAUUACGAAUGGCUUGAUUCCCGCAAAGGGGUACGUAGGCAGCCCAAAAGAAAAGGGUCCAGCCGAAAAAAAAAAAAAAUACAAACCCCCCCCCCCCCCGACGAGUUGAUCUUCAAAA